This is a messenger RNA of Caenorhabditis angaria, 1910 nucleotides long. The record is from the annotation of a GenBank genome assembly. NCBI's taxonomy places the organism in Eukaryota, Metazoa, Nematoda, Chromadorea, Rhabditida, Rhabditidae.
AUGUCGGUUCAACCAUCGUAUGUGCCCCAAAAAUUCAAAUCCUUCAUAUCAGGCAAGUAUUCUUUUUGUGCAAACUCACAAAAACCAUCUUUUCUUCAGAACCAGAAGGUUGCGCAAUCGUGACAGCUCUCGAAGACCAAAAUCAAUGCCGAAUCUGCAUUCUCAACGACAAUUUAUCGAUUGUUCCGCUUGGUACAAUGCCAGUCGAUGUGCAGAAAGUCGAGAUGAUUCUUCGAGAAAUGUGGCAAAAGCGAGAAGUUCAAAUGUAAUCUAGAAAAGAAUGUUCACCUGAAAAGCAACCUUUUUUUGUUUACAGGAUGAUACGCCAGGCUGCUCUCAAUGCCUCUUGCUCGCAUAUUUGCCAAACAAUUCUUCCACGAGCCUACACAUCUGUUGUCAUGUUGUUUUCGGCUGAUAUACGGCGGCGUUCGAGAUGUUCGGAUAUUCUUGCGAAUCAUAGCGAUGGCAAGGUAGAUAUUUUCGGAACCGAGAUGACUGUGGCGAUGGCGCGUGAUGUAAUGAUCGAAAUUUUGACGGAUCAUUUCGGACCUCUCGAACUCGAAAUACCGUUUCCCCGGAGGACUCAACGAUCGAAUUAUGGUGAAUUCUCAUAGAUAUAAGAUGAUCUCUUUGUAAAAAUUUAACAGAUCAAAACUUCUAAACUUUUUUCAAAUAAGAUACAUUUUCAUCUUAUUUUAAAAUGUCUCUUCACUUCACAAAUAUUCACGGUCCCAAAUUUGAUUAUAUUUUUUAAAGUCAAAAAAUGGGCGUUUUAAAAAUCAAGAGAAAGUCUAAUUUUUCUCGGUUGUUUGAUAUAUUCUUAUUCGAUGCUUUAAAAUUUGAUUUUUCUCCGAAAUAGCCAAAACACUCGAUAGCGAAAAUCCUCCAUUUUCAAUUUUCCAAUUACAGGAAUUGGCAAUAAUUCAUACAACGCAUUAGAAGUUUUGACACCGCAAGAUUCAUACGACAAUAUGUUCCAGGUAUUUUCCCUAACACAUUUUCUUUUCACCUUCCCUUUUUGUAAUCCGAUACUUUUCCAGCCUGAACCAAACGCCAUACUGUCACCGACACCUCCAUCUGUCGCACAAUUCGAUGACUUGGACAAUCAGGUCAUGUUUCUGUCUGAAAAUCCGUAUUCGGGGAUUUUUCGCUCAAAUUCUAAUCUGACGGCUAACUCAGUUGCAACUCCGCCGCCAGAAAUCAAUAACAAUUCAAUUUCUCCUUCUGCAACAAGUCUCGAGAAACUUUUGGUCUGGAUUUCCAACGAAGAUGUUGGCAGAAUUCUCGGAAAUCGUGCAAUCGUUAAAAAGCAGAUUGAAAUUCUGCACAAUGUUUUGAUCACUGUUCGAACCGAUUGUUUGCCACAUUUUGGAAUGAUUGCUGUUGAAGUUGUUGGGCAAAACGCGGAUACUUGUAAACAGGCGAGAGACGCCAUUUUCGCGAGUAUCAAUUCGCCGCCGACUUCUGCAUCGCCUAUUGUUUCGACACCUGAGAAUCCAUUGAAAUCCACUGAUUCGGGAUUCAGUUCUCCGGUUUCACAAAACGAUUUGACAAGUUCUAGCUCGAGUGUUAGUCCGGAUAAGCGCUUUUCGAGAGUGAGUUGUUUUCUUCUGGCUUGUUUCAAAGAAUGAUUUCCGAAUUUUCCUGGUUAGGAAUAGAUUUUUAUCGAAAAUUCGCUAAUUUCGGGUCCAAGGUCGUGAAAAUUCGUCAUUUCGUUUAAAAAAUCAUGGAAUUUGUACAAAAUCAACUUUUGUAAAAAAAACAUUUUAAAACUAUUCAAAAAGUUAGAGAAAUUUUCCAAUUUUCCAAAUGAUUAUUAUAUUCCCUCAUUUUUUCAGCGCAGCAGUUUCCGUGAUCAACCAAAAGUCGUUCUCGCAUUGACACCGCGUAAAUCGCCACCAACAGACUAA